AUGAAGAUUUUCUUGGUGGAACCUGCCAUCUUCCUUAGUGCAUUUGCUAUGAGUUUGACCAUGCCCCUGGCGACACAGUAUGUUUACAGGAGAAUAUGGGAAGAAACAAGCAACUACAGCAUUGCAUUGGACAGCAAUAUUUCUGAGUGUGAGAAAAACAAAAGCAGCCCCCUUUUUUUACUCCAGGAGGAAGUUCAGAAAAAAGCGUCUCUCUUUAGCCUGCAGAUGGACCUCAGCGGGCUGAUUCCCGGGGUCAUGUCAACGUUCAUUCUUCUGUCACACAGCGACCAGCAGGGACGGAAGCUCCCUCUGAUCUUGUCUUCCGUGAGCUCUCUGGCCACCAGCGUGUGGCUCUGUUUGCUGGCCUACUUCGCCUUACCCUUCCAGCUGCUCAUCGCGUCUUCCUUCAUCGGCGCCCUGGGCGGCAACUUCACCACCUUCUGGGGAGCCUGCUUUGCCUACAUAGUGGAUCAGUGUAAGGAAGGGAAGCAGACGACCGUCCGAAUCGCCAUCGUGGACUUCAUCAUUGGACUUGUGAGCGGGCUGACAGGACUGUCUUCUGGUUACAUUCUUAAAGAACUAGGAUUCGUGUGGUCGUUUCUAAUUGCUGCCGUGGUGCUGGCAGGAAACUUGAUCUACAUUUUAUUUUUCCUUGGCACACCGGCCAAAGAAACGCCAUCUCAGAAUGAUUCCGUGUCAUGCGGUGAGGCCUUCAAAAACCUCUUUUACAGGACUUUCAUGCUUUUUAAGAACGCCCCUGGCCGACAAAAGUUCUUGCUCAGCAUGUUACUGUUCACCAUGAUGACUUACUUUUUCGUGGUAGUUGGCACCGGCCCCAUCUUCAUCCUCUACGAAUUGGACGCACCGCUCUGCUGGAAUGAAGUUUUUAUUGGUUACGGGUCAGCUUUGGGGAGUGUUUCUUUUCUGAGCAGUUUCCUGGGCAUCUGGCUUUUCUCUUACUGUAUGGAAGACAUUCACAUAGCUUUCGUUGGACUAGUUAUCACCAUGGGCGGAAUGGCUAUGACUGCUUUUGCCAGAACAACACUGAUGAUGUUCCUGGUCAGGCUCCUGUUCAUCUUUGCAGUGGUCCCGCUCUCGGUGCUGCGGUCCAUGCUGUCCAAAGCGGUUCGUCCCACCGAACAAGGUGAGCUUCACCGGCUUAAGGAGGGGGAUGAAGGGACAGUCUGUCCCAACACAGGUCUGCGCCUGAUCCACGUUUGA
Orycteropus afer afer is the source of this 1221-nucleotide messenger RNA. It is a transcript of the gene SLC46A3, whose product is annotated as solute carrier family 46 member 3. Gene Ontology annotation, cellular component: lysosomal membrane. The record is from RefSeq and is a predicted model, not a curated record. Lineage: Eukaryota; Metazoa; Chordata; Mammalia; Tubulidentata; Orycteropodidae. The transcript has 3 exons. Bases 1 to 1221 code for a protein of 406 amino acids. Gene Ontology annotation, biological process: vacuolar transmembrane transport. Gene Ontology annotation, molecular function: transmembrane transporter activity.